AUGAACGCUCAAGUCUCGUUCCUUGAAGGCACUUACACCCUCAUCCACAUACCCCUCGACCUCUACCCGACUCUCCUGCAGCCUCUCCUGCGCAUUCUCCUACCACAAACCCAGAGCCUCAACUUUUCUCGCGAUUCAAGAGAAUACGAGCUCGAAGGCCUUACCACAGAUUACCAGCAUGGCUUCCUCAAUAUUAGCAUCACUCCAAUCGAGUGCUCCGUCGUCUGUCACAGCUCAUGGGCCAAGAACGUCUUCGAGCCUGCUCUCAAUGCUCUACCGAAACCCCUAAAAAACACCGUCAAACUCUACAAGGACACAUACAUGAUCCUCGCCGUAACGAGUGCUGGCUUGGAUCCCGGCGGCCGGGUCAUGGAGCUCAGCUCGCCGCUGGCCUUUGCGGGCAUUCCCAUCUUCUUCAUCACCACGUAUUACUCCGACUUCAUCCUUGUCCCCACCAAGGAGAAGCAAAAGGUUGUGCAGGCCCUGUUAGCCAAGGGAUUCGAGCUCUCCGAGAACCAGUCCAACUUUGUCAACCCGUCCAUGUACGCCCCCAACAGCUCAGACACCGACCUGUCUCAGAAACCACCCAGCACCCCACCCCCUUCCAACGAUGACGAGCUUCAAGCACGGACCUUUAAGCUCCUCUUGAAGCACGACGUAAAAGCCCGCGUUGAGCCGGACCUGGAGCUCGUCCAGUGCUCCGGUCGCGAAAUAUCACCUCUCACCAACGCUUACGGCCAUCGGCCGUCCAUGAGUCGCAAGAGCUCAACCGACUACCGUCGCUCUUGGAUAAGCCAUGUUGACACAAAACUCUAUACGUGCAUCGUAUCUGCGCUCGUCUCGCAGCCUAGAUUCUUGUCUCUCACCCUUGCCCAAGAUGAUCCGCCGUCUCUCCUGCUUGACAAGGCCCUGCUGCCAAAUUUUGAUGACUCAUUGGUGGGUGACACCGAGGGCGUCUUGAUCCCCAUCUUCCUCGAUCUGGGCGGCCUGUCAUCCGAGUCCACCGGUAUUGUUUGCGGUGUUGCAGGGCGACUAGUCAAGGGCACAGACAUGGCCGAGAGUUCAGAGCUGUCCUAUCUCUCCACUUCUCGUGCCGGCACUGUCAUCUUAUCGAGAGUGCAAUCGAUACGAGCAUUGGAGAUUUUGAAUCCAUUGCUCACCAAAGGGUCAUGA
Molecule: messenger RNA, 1173 nt
Organism: Trichoderma aggressivum f. europaeum
Lineage: Eukaryota; Fungi; Ascomycota; Sordariomycetes; Hypocreales; Hypocreaceae
Exons: 2
Coding region: 1-1173 (390 amino acids)
Source: RefSeq, a predicted model, not a curated record